CCCCAUCCAUCCAUCCAUCCCUCUCUCUCGCGCACAGGAACCCUACUCCUCUCCCGAUCCAAAUCCGCCACCCACCUCCCUCUUCCCUCGCCGCCGCCUCCCACCACGGCUCCUUCGGCCGCUCCCUUCCACCAACUCCCCUACCACCGUCGGCUGCCAAAUGCACCACCACCUUCUCCACCAACUCCUCUCGACCGCGCCGCUCGCGGGGGCCGCCGCGGACGGGGCCGCGCUCGGUUGGGGCCUGCUGGGCAACCACGCGCGCAAGUGCGGCUGCACGGGCCUCAAGAAGGUCGUCGAGUUCGACAUCCAGCUCGAGACGGCAGAGUGCGUGCGCGGCUGCCCCACCCCCGCCGCGCGAUCGGCCCUGCUCGCCGUCGUCGGGGCGCCCCGCUCCGUCGAUCUCGACGACGAGCACCGCGAGCUGGAGGCCGAGCUCCGGAAGAUGGUGCCGCAAACAAAUGCAAGGCCACCGGCGCCGCAAUCGCCGCAUCUGCGAUCUUGCGUGCCGCCGCUGCAGCCCUGAGAGAUGGUCAAGGUAUUAACCAUCUCUGAAGCCCCGCAUCUCAGGAGAAGAAGGGGCACGCCCAGGAGAAUAAGCAGUAGGAGAUGAAGGCCCUGCAAUCAGCAGUUUCUUAUGCAUGUAUUUUUUUCAGUAGCAAAUCAGUAACUAUGUCCUGCUUUAGAGUGAUGCACUUUUAGGUUUUAUGCAGUAGUCCACAGUUAAUGUUUGCCCCCAGUAUGGUGGAUGUAUGGUUGCAUGUCAACAACUACCACAAGCAUUUAUAUCAAAGAAAAAUGGGUGUACUGUA
Messenger RNA from Hordeum vulgare subsp. vulgare (domesticated barley), 812 nucleotides. RefSeq lists its product as uncharacterized. The record is from RefSeq and is a predicted model, not a curated record. NCBI's taxonomy places the organism in Eukaryota, Viridiplantae, Streptophyta, Magnoliopsida, Poales, Poaceae. The coding region runs from base 161 to 526 and encodes 121 amino acids. The transcript has 2 exons.